This is a messenger RNA of Ictalurus punctatus (channel catfish), 4992 nucleotides long. It is a transcript of the gene sv2ca, whose product is annotated as synaptic vesicle glycoprotein 2Ca. Gene Ontology annotation, cellular component: membrane. NCBI's taxonomy places the organism in Eukaryota, Metazoa, Chordata, Actinopteri, Siluriformes, Ictaluridae. The transcript has 14 exons. Gene Ontology annotation, molecular function: transmembrane transporter activity. Bases 332 to 2524 code for a protein of 730 amino acids. The record is from RefSeq and is a predicted model, not a curated record. Gene Ontology annotation, biological process: transmembrane transport; chemical synaptic transmission.
AACGCAGACGCGGAAGUUACCGUUGGAGAGCAAACUGCUGAUUUAAACAGUGUGAGAAACGUGAAGCUGAAACGUCACUGGACUCGAUGAGUACUGCAGAGAUACAACUGACUGCAGCGGGGAAGACACAUCGCUCUCAGCUCUUUCCUCAGCAUCCCUGUGAUACUACUGAGUUUGUAUUCAGCACACACAGCAAGCUCAUUUAGAAAAAAAUGGAGUACCAGUACAGAAAGCAUAUUUGGUCUGCCUUUUAAGAGGUCCAUUCAAUGAUAGCCAAGGCGUUUGCGGCCCGACUGUGAUAACUUCCAUCUCCCGCCAUUUCAGUUCCACCAUGGAUGACACAGACCCCCAGGACCACCUUUCCCUUAUGAAGGGGGCUAAAGAUAUGGUGAGGGAGGCCAAACGGCAAGCCGCCAAGAAGGUCAACACGGUGGUUGACCGAGCAUCAGAGGAGUACUCAAACAGCCGUGCCUAUCACCGCUUCCAGGACGAAAAUGACGGUGAAUACUAUGACCCGCCUCAGGGCAACUACACAGGUGAUCAAACCAAUGAUGAAGAAGGUUCCAGUGAUGCCACCGAAGGUCAUGAUGAAGAGGAUGAGAUAUAUGAGGGUGAAUACCAAGGAAUUCCCUCUGAAUCUGGGCACAGGGAUGGACAUGUGGCUUUGGGGCAGACUAUAGCAGAUGGCCUUAAAGACCGUAGAGAGCUUGAAAGUGAGAGGCAAGCAGAUGAGGAGGAGCUGGCACAGCAGUAUGAGCUGAUCAUCCAGGAGUGCGGCCACGGCAGGUUCCAGUGGCAGCUGUACUUCACACUUGGGUUAGCGCUCAUGUCUGAUGGUGUGGAGGUUUUCAUAGUUGGCUUUGUGCUGCCCAGUGCUGAAACAUAUAUGUGCACGCCUGAUUCAAGCGCUGGAUGGCUAGGUAGCAUUAUAUACGUGGGGAUGAUGGUGGGGGCUUUCUUCUGGGGUGGCAUGGCUGAUAAAGUGGGCCGGCGGCAGUGUCUGCUUAUCUGCAUGUCCAUGAACGGUUUCUUUGCCUUCCUGUCUUCCUUCGUACAAGGCUAUGGCCUCUUCCUACUCUGUCGUAUGAUAGCAGGAUUUGGGAUUGGUGGGACGGUACCUAUUGUGUUUUCUUACUAUGCCGAAGUCUUAGCAAGGGAGAAACGUGGUGAGCAUCUGAGCUGGCUCUGCAUGUUUUGGAUGAUUGGGGAAAUCUACGCUUCUGCCAUGGCCUGGGCUAUCAUACCUCAUUAUGGAUGGAGCUUCAGCAUGGGUUCGGCAUAUCAGUUCCACAGCUGGAGGGUAUUUGUAGUGGUGUGUGCUCUGCCAUGUGUCUGUUCUGUGGUGGCUCUCACCUUCAUGCCAGAAAGUCCAAGAUUCUAUCUAGAGGUGGGGAAGCACGAUGAGGCCUGGAUGAUCCUCAAGCAGAUCCACGACACCAACAUGAGAGCACGCGGACAACCGGAAAAAGUCUUCACUGUAAAUAGAAUUAAAAUCCCAAAACAGAUUGACGAGUUUGUGGAAAUGCACCCAGAGACCAGUAACUUUGUGUCCAAAGUUAUUUUCCGAGUGAAGACAGAACUUUAUGGGAUUUGGUUAAACUUCAUGAAGUGUUUCAAUUAUCCAGUGAGAGAUAAUUCUAUAAAGCUGGCCAUUGUGUGGUUUACACUGUCAUUCGGAUACUAUGGCUUGUCUGUGUGGUUCCCUGAUGUGAUCAAGCACCUUCAGGCAGAUGAAUAUGCUUCUAAAGUGCAGUGGCAUACUAAUGAGCAAACUGAGGACUUCACAUUCAACUUCACAUUAGAGAACCAGGUACACACCAAUGGUGUGUUCAUCAAGGACAGUUUCAUAAGUAUGAAGUUCAAGUCAGUGACUUUCAUCAACACCACGUUUCAAAGCUGUCUCUUUGAAGAUGUGACGUCUGUGGGAUCGUUCUUCCGAAACUGCACUAUUACGGACAGUUAUUUCUAUAAUACAGAUAUUGAUGAUUCCAAACUCAUAAACACAAAAGUCACAAACAGCACAUUUCUUCACAACAAAACCGGUUGUCAGAUGACGUUUGAUCAUGACUACAGCGCCUACUGGGUCUACUUUGUCAACUUUCUGGGGACGCUGGCUGUGCUACCAGGAAACAUUGUGUCUGCACUGCUCAUGGAUAAAACAGGACGCUUAUCCAUGCUGGGAUUCUCCAUGAUCCUUUCUGGGAUUAGCUGCUUCUUUCUGUGGUUUGGCACCAGUGAGGCCAUGAUGAUUGGAAUGCUGUGUCUUUACAAUGGCCUCAGUAUCUCUGCCUGGAACUCACUGGACGUGGUCACAGUAGAGCUAUUUCCUACUGACAGGAGAGGGACUGGCUUCGGCUUCUGUAACGCCUUGUGUAAGCUGGCAGCAGUGCUGGGGAACCUGAUCUUUGGCUCUCUGGUCAGUAUUACUAAAGCCAUCCCAAUCCUGCUGGCAUCCUCCGUGCUGGUGUGUGGUGGUCUGGUGGGACUGCGGCUCCCGGACACAAGGUCCAACGUCCUGAUGUAGGAAGUCAACAGCUUCACUCAGCCCACGUGUCUCCUAUCCAUUGUUUACAUAGUUUGAAGAAUCCCUUUUCCAUUUUGAAAAGAUAAAUCAUGAACUAGAAGAAAAGAGUGAGAAAUAUGUAAAUUAAGUAAAUGCUGAAGCUUAAGCAGAAUUGAGUGAUAAUGUGAGUCUUAUUAUGUUUGAGGCCAUCGCAGAUAUGAUGCAGAGCAUUCUCAUGAGGUAACAAGGCAGAAAUCUAAAACCACAAGAUUAUAAUAAGUAAUGCACUUAAAUCUAAACAUACAGUUAAAGAUCAAAAGCCCAGGAGGGUUGUGAAUCAAUUUCGUAACACUACUAUUACAUUACAUGAGUAAUGUCUUACAGAUUGCUUUAUUGUCUCUGUAUUUUUUAACAGGCUGCAAGUCUCAUACAUUAUGCUGAUGGUAUGAAGCUGAAAGCUGGUACUGAUAGAGGUGUAAACAUGAAUGAACCUCUUAUGAAGAUGCUCAAAAACGCUUAAUGAACAUCCUUAAGGAGCCCUUAAGUGAACAGGACGAUCAGAAAGUCUGAGAGAGCUGCACAGCUGUAUCAUAGGAGCUAAAAGAAAAAUAUGGUCAGAGUCAGCAGUUAUUUUGUUUGUUAGGAUUCACUCUAGUUGUACAAUUCAUUAUUUAUUAAAUCAGCUUAUUGGCCAUAAAGUGCCCUAAUGCUUUUAUGUAUACAGUAGUAAGCAUAACUACUAAUUAAAUAAAAUAGAUUCUCCACAGCUUAACAAGAUACACAAAUAUUUACAUUAAUUCACCUCAAAAGUGUUUCAUACUAGUGCCAAAAUGAGUGUAGUACUAAUGCACAUACAAAUCAAAUGCAGUAAUUGAAACUAUUUAAAUAAUUUACUUGUAGCUAAAUAUAAAUAAAUAAUAAUAAUAAAAAAAACAUUCCUGCUCUUUUACACAUUUUGUGGAGGACUUUUAACAUUGCUUUAUUAAAAUAAUUGUGGCAAACGUGUGUGUGUGUGUGUGUGUGUGUGUGUGUGUGUGUGUGUGUGUGUGUGUGUGUGUGUGUGUGUGUGUGUGUUUGUAAGAUCAAAUGGUAAAGCUUUUCACCGCAUCCUGUACAGAUGAACCCAUAUCUAUAAAUACUAUUGGCCUUUUGAAACUGUGCCUCUCUUUGUUUAACUGUCACUUACUCUCAGACAAAUAAUCUUAACAAAUAAUCCAUCAAUAUCCACAAUAAACCCUUUAAUGACACAACACUGUGCUUCAGUAAGAUUUGAUUUUCAUUUUAUAACACCUAGGUGUCAUUGACAGCGCAGGUUUUGGUGACCCUGAGCUUUAGAAAGUCUUUCUUUAACAGAUAAAGAGUCUGGUGAGUCUAAACCAACAUGAGUUCAUGAUGUUUAUUAUUAGUUUGUUAAAGGUGUUUUUACUGUACACUCAUGCACGAUUAUACAAAUACCACUUACCUUAAUAAAAUAAAAGGAUCCGAGGAUAUUAUUGUAACUAUAACCAUGGACUAUAGAUUGGAAGUCAUUAUCAAGUCAAUUUCAAAAUAUACCAGAUUGGAAGUAAUUAUUGUUGCUCUAAUUCGAUAAUUAAUUUCACUUGUGGUAAAAAGAGUCAAACUACCUACAGCCUAUUUUUUUUUUUUUAAUAUUGAAUCAUCAUUAUGUAAUAUGGCCUCCACAGGCCAUUAUUUUCCUCACAAGGAUACUGUGUGUUGCUAUAUAUGAUUGGUGUCAACUACAUUGUAAUUGUUGACACUACUGUUUUAAAAUUUGAUAGACAUUCGUCUAUUUUUUUAAUUUAUAGUUUGCAAUGAUUCUAAGCCAUUCUCUUGUCAAAUAAUAAUAAUAAUGAUAAUAAUAAUAAUAAUACAAAGUGUCCUAUACUAUUUUUGAUUAGGCCUCUGGCAAACCAAAGUGACUUACUGUUGCUUCACUCUCAGCAGAGCUAUGCAGUCUCUGAAGCAGAGGUUUCUAAUACAAAAAAACCAAAAGAACUGUAGCUAACUAAUUAAUUUAGACCAAUUUUAAUGAAGCAGUGUUUAUCAUUAUGCAUAAUAAUGUUAUAGAAGAUUGUUGUGUGUGUCAGGUCAUGUUUGUCUACACUGCUUAUGAAUGUGUUUGUAUUUGUCUGUAAAACAAAGUUGUAUACUGUAUGAUGCAGUGAGCGUGUGUAUACAGUAAGUAGCCUAUUCGUGGACACAGAUGGAGGAAGAUGCAACAUUUUCAUCUUAAAUCAAACUACAGCAAAAAUAAAAAAUCCUCUCAACCAUCUGACAUCGCAGACAACCUUGCAUGUGCGUAUGAAAUAGUCUGUCUUUGUGCUCAGUUUUGAGUUCUUAUGUCCCCUUGCUGAGGGACAAUCAGAAAAUUAUUUUUUGGAGUAAACAAAAGAAUGUUACACUGCUCUGUGUUUCAUGAAAGUUGUGAUGUAUAAUUUGUGAACUUGAAAAUACUGAAAAUACUUUUGUGGAGGUAAUAAAGAUAU